AUGGCCACCGUAGUCACUGCCAAGCCUGCAACGGAGUCGUCGUCAGACUCGGACUCCGUCGUCAAAAGUGUCCCCAAUGAGACCGUUACCCCGGUUGCGCCGUUGGGCAAGCCUCGUCCUGAGAGAAAGUUCUGGUUCCAGAAGAGACAGCACUAUGAUCCUUCGGCAAUUGCAACAUUGCCGAGCGUAUAUGACGACCCUUCAAUAGCAUCACAGUAUAAGCCUCAAGACAAUUGGGAAAACAUUCAUCGCUUCAAUCCCUCGGCUCGCUGGACCUGGGCCGAGGAAGAUGAUGUUAUCCGCAGAACAGACUGGCGAAUCAUGAUAUGGGCUUGCUUCAUCGGUCUCGAAAUCGACAGAGCAAACUUGAGCCAGGCAUUGACCGACAACUUUUUAAAUGAUCUAGGUCUCACUACCAACGACUACAACUUGGGAAACACCCUCUUCUCGCUGUCUUUCCUCUGCGCAGAGCUGCCCUCACAGCUCGUGUCCAAGUGGGCGGGACCGGACCGUUGGAUACCAACCCAACUUGUCCUGUGGUCUCUGGUGGCGGCCUGCCAGUUCAAGCUCAACGGUCUGGCUUCGUUCCUGAUAUGCCGUUGCCUGCUCGGUUUUCUGCAAGGAGGUUUCAUCCCCGAUAUCAUCUUGUAUCUCUCCUACUUCUACAAACAUGCCGAGAUGACGAUCAGGCUGGGCUUUUUCUGGAUGGCCAUGACCUUUGCGGACAUCCUGUGCGCCCUAUUCGCUUACGGUAUCCUCCACAUGCGAGGAGUGCACGGCCACGAGGGUUGGCGUUGGUUGUUCCUUAUAGAGGGACUGCUUACUAUGGCCAUCGGCCUCCUGUCAUUCCUCUUUAUGCCCGCCGGCCCCACCCAGACGGCAAGCUGGUUCAGGGGUAAAAAUGGCUGGUAUACCCCCAGGCAAGUAGGGGUGACCAUUGAGCAUCGGCUCACCAGAAGCAGACAAGAAGAGAUCAUGGUGAAUCGUAUCAUUAGGGACGACCCUAACAAGGGUUCUAUGCAUAACCGAGAGAGGAUCACACUCCGGCUGCUCUGGAAGAGCAUGUGCGACUACGACCUGUGGCCCAUUUACUUGAUUGGAUUCACUUUCCUUGUUCCCGCCACCACGCCCAGACAGUACCUCACUCUCUCGCUUCGAGGGCUCGGCUUCAACACCUUCCACACUAAUCUGUUGGUCAUUCCGUCCCAAGCGCUCUCAACGCUCUCCAUGAUGCUGUUGCUGUGGACCGCCGAGAGAACCAAGCAGCUUCUGGCGUGGUCAGCCUUUUCGCAGAUUUGGAUGCUCCCGUUCCUCAUCUGGCUGAGAGUCGUCGACACCACCAAGGCAUCAAGGUGGACUGUCUGGAUUGUCAUGACACUGAUGCUGACGAAGCCGAUGCCGCACCCCAUCCAAGUCAACCUCGUCUCGCGCAACUCCAACGCCGUCCGCUCCCGCACGGUAUCGGCCGCCCUCUACAACAUGUGCGUCCAGGUGAGCGGCAUCAUCGGCUCCAACAUCUACAGGGCCGACGACGCCCCCGGCUACCGCCGGGGCAACAGUGUGCUCCUGGGGAUCGUCGCCUGGAACCUGUGCAUCUACGCCGGCGCCCGCGGCUAUUACAUCUGGCGGAACAGGGUCCGGGACCAGAAGUGGGAAGCACUCCGGGCGGACGAGAAGGUGGCGUACCUGGACCAGAACGAGGAUGGCGGGAGCAAGCGUCUGGACUUCCGCUUCGCCUACUGA
Colletotrichum higginsianum IMI 349063 is the source of this 1743-nucleotide messenger RNA. RefSeq names its product Major facilitator superfamily transporter. The coding region runs from base 1 to 1743 and encodes 580 amino acids. NCBI's taxonomy places the organism in Eukaryota, Fungi, Ascomycota, Sordariomycetes, Glomerellales, Glomerellaceae. The record is from RefSeq and is a predicted model, not a curated record. The transcript is spliced from 12 exons. Gene Ontology annotation, molecular function: transmembrane transporter activity. Gene Ontology annotation, cellular component: membrane. Gene Ontology annotation, biological process: transmembrane transport.